Molecule: messenger RNA, 714 nt
Organism: Schistosoma turkestanicum
Lineage: Eukaryota; Metazoa; Platyhelminthes; Trematoda; Strigeidida; Schistosomatidae
Source: the annotation of a GenBank genome assembly
AUGAUCAAAACUCAGAACUUCUGCUUAAAUGUAAUUUUCGUAGCCUGUCUGAUAGUAUCAUCAUCAUCAUUAUUACUACUGACUUUUGGUAGUACACAUAUUCAAAAAAAUACUUCUCAAAAUUCAUCUACUUGUCAACUACAACUAGAAUGUAUUGGAGCUAGUUCAUCUGGAUAUGGUCGUGUACGUAUACCGGUUCGAUCAGCUAGAGGUCCAGCUGGACCAACAGGGGAACAAGGAAAUCCUGGACCACCUGGUCCACGUGGAGAAACAACAAAAUUACAACCAAUAUGGAUUCCAAGACCAGUACAAUAUCAAAUAGCAUUUUAUACAGGUUUAUCAAAAAGUAUUGAAAAUAAACCAAUGAAUAAAAAUUGUCAAUUAAUCUUUGAAACAGUUCUAUUAAAUCUUGGCAAUGGAUAUAAUAAUACUACAGGUGUAUUCACUGUACCUAUUUCUGGUGUUUAUAUAUUUGUUGUAGUUAUUUCAGCACAAAGUUAUGAAAAAGCAGGUGUACGAUUAUUACAAAAUGGUCAAGUUGUUUUACUUUCAUGGUGUGAAAGUACAUUUUGGUCAACUGUAACUAAUCAAGCCAUUAUACAAUUGAAUAAAAAUGAUCAAAUCUGGUUGGAGUGUAGAGAUGAAGCAUAUCGUUUACAUGGACAUAUGUAUAGUAGUCUUUCUGGUUAUCUUCUUUAUCCUUAUGUUACGUAA